AUGACGAAUUUCAAAAUCACCGUGACCUCCGACACUAUAUGCCCGUGGUGCUAUGUAGGCCGCAAGCAGCUCAUCGCCGCAGAAAAACUGUACCAUCAGUUGCAUCCGUCCUCGGGCGACACCUUCAGUGUGAACUAUAUGCCUUAUAUGCUGCAGCCGGACUGGGCGCGUGGUCCUGCGGGAGCACAAGACAAGCAGGCAGCCUACGUGGCGAAAUUUGGCGCUGAGCGUGCCAAGCAGAUGCAGCAGCGUCUCAGGCUCGUGGGUAGUGAAAUCGGCAUUGACUUCAAGUUUGGCGGCCGCAUCGGAAACACGCGCGACUCGCAUCGGCUGGUGUGGUUGGCAAAGAAGUACGGCCCUGACGUCGAGGGUAAAGCGAUGGACGAGUUGUUCCAGUCAUAUUUUGAGAAAGAAGGUGAUAUCACUGAUCUGGAGAAUCUGCGGAAGAUUGCGGUCACAGUAGGAAUCCCAGAUGCGGAUUUCCGAAAGGCCAUAGUGGACAGCGACGAGGGAGGCAAGGAGGUGGACCGAGAAGUCGCGCAGGCGCAGAUGAAGGGGAUCUACAGUGUGCCAAACUUUGUCCUGCAGGACAAGUACCAGGUAGACGGUGCGCGAGAUCCUGAGACUUUUGUGGGGAUCUUGGAAAAGAUCAAGGCCAUGGAGUCUGGUAAUGCAUGA
Molecule: messenger RNA, 678 nt
Organism: Talaromyces atroroseus
Lineage: Eukaryota; Fungi; Ascomycota; Eurotiomycetes; Eurotiales; Trichocomaceae
Exons: 1
Coding region: 1-678 (225 amino acids)
Molecular function (GO): oxidoreductase activity
Source: RefSeq, a predicted model, not a curated record